This is a messenger RNA of Hemiscyllium ocellatum (epaulette shark), 3499 nucleotides long. Its product is annotated as fibrillin-1-like. The record is from RefSeq and is a predicted model, not a curated record. The annotation marks the transcript as partial. NCBI's taxonomy places the organism in Eukaryota, Metazoa, Chordata, Chondrichthyes, Orectolobiformes, Hemiscylliidae. The transcript has 17 exons. Gene Ontology annotation, molecular function: calcium ion binding.
UCUGUAGAUAUAGAUGAAUGCGCAACCAACACAUCAAAUUGUGAACAAGUCUGCAAUAAUACAAUUGGAAGCUUCACAUGCAGUUGUUUUCCUGGGUACAGCAUCAACGCAACAAACACUUCACGUUGUGAUGAUAUAGAUGAAUGCGCAACCAACACAUCAAAUUGUGAACAAGUCUGCAAUAAUACAAUUGGAAGCUUCACAUGCAGUUGUUUUCCUGGGUACAGCAUCAACGCAACAAACACUUCACGUUGUGAUGAUAUAGAUGAAUGCGCAACCAACACAUCGAAUUGUGAGCAAGUCUGCAAUAAUACAAUUGGAAGCUUCACAUGCAGUUGCUUUCCUGGGUACAGCAUCAACGCAACAAACACUUCACGUUGUGAUGGUAUAGAUGAAUGCGCAACCAACACAUCGAAUUGUGAACAAGUCUGCAAUAAUACAAUUGGAAGCUUCACAUGCAGUUGCUUUCCUGGGUACAGCAUCAACGCAACAAACACUUCACGUUGUGAUGAUAUAAAUGAAUGCGCAACCAACACAUCAAAUUGUGAACAAGUCUGCAAUAAUACAAUUGGAAGUUUCACAUGCAGCUGCCUUCCUGGGUACAGCAUCGAUGCAACAAACAUUGCACGUUGUGAUGAUAUAAAUGAAUGCGCAACCAACACAUCAAAUUGUGAACAAGUCUGCACGAAUACCAUUGGAAGCUUCACAUGCAGCUGCCUUCCUGGGUACCGCAUCGAUGCAACAAACAUUGCACGUUGUGAUGAUAUAGAUGAAUGUGCAACCAACACAUCAAAUUGUGAACAAGCCUGCAAUAAUACAAUUGGAAGUUUCUCAUGCAGCUGCCUUCCUGGGUACAGCAUCGACGCAACAAACACUUCACGUUGUGAUGAUAUAAAUGAAUGCGCAACCAGCACAUCGAAUUGUGAACAAGUCUGCACGAAUACCAUUGGAAGCUUCACAUGCAGCUGCUUUCCUGGGUACAGCAUCAACGCAACAAACACUUCACGUUGUGACGAUAUAGAUGAAUGCACAACCAACACAUCGAAUUGUGAACAAGUCUGCAAUAAUACAAUUGGAAGUUUCACAUGCAGCUGCCUUCCUGGGUACAGCAUCGACGCAACAAACACUUCACGUUGUGAUGAUAUAGAUGAAUGCGCAACCAACACAUCGAAUUGUGAACAAGUUUGCACGAAUACCAUCGGAAGCUUCACAUGCAGUUGCCUUCCUGGGUACAACAGCAACGCAUCAAACACUUCACGUUGUGAUGAUAUAGAUGAAUGCGCAACCAACACAUCGAAUUGUGAACAAGUCUGCAAUAAUACAAUUGGAAGCUUCACAUGCAGCUGCCUUCCUGGUUACAGCAUCGACGCAACAAACACUUCACAUUGUGAAGAUAUAGAUGAAUGCGCAACCAACACAUCGAAUUGUGAACAAAUCUGCAAUAAUACAAUUGGAAGCUUCACAUGCAGCUGCCUUCCUGGGUACAGCAUCAACGCAACAAACACUUCACGUUGUGAUGAUAUAGAUGAAUGCGUAACCAACACAUCGAAUUGUGAACAAGUCUGCAAAAAUACAAUUGGAAGCUUCACAUGCAGUUGCUUUCCUGGAUACAGCAUCAACGCAACAAACACUUCACGUUGUGAAGAUAUAGAUGAAUGUGCAACCGACACAUCGAAUUGUGAACAAGUCUGCAAUAAUACAAUUGGAAGCUUCACAUGCAGUUGCUUUCCUGGGUACAGCAUCAACGCAACAAACACUUCACGUUGUGAAGAUAUUGAUGAAUGUGCAAUCAACGUUGCCAACUGUCAACAAAGCUGCAUCAAUUCUGUUGGAAGCUUCAAAUGUAGUUGCCUCCCUGGCUUCAGCAUCAACCUGACAAAUCCUUCUGUUUGUGAUGCACAACGCAAAGUAAUCUUAAGGUUUACCGUCGUCAGUGAGGAUGUGGAUUUAACUAAUCAACAAGUAAGAGAAAACGUUCUUCAAAAUCUUCAGGUUUUAGCCCAUAACAAAACAGCAAUGACAGAAAGGAAGAGAUGAGUGAAAUCUGCAAUUUAUGCCGUAUUUUACCACAUCGCACUUUGAACCACAGCGAUGUGAUCACAAGUGGGAAAAGAAUGUUUCAUUAUUGUAUUAUUGAACUUAAGUUUUACAGUUGACUCCUCUAAGAUCUCUACCAUCUCUGCUUAAGUUAUUGCUGAUUAUUAAUAUAAUUGGGAAUUCCAUUCAACCACAUUAACAUUUCCAUAGUUAGACACUUUAACAACUUAAAGCAGGGCGUAUUGUUAAAUAAAACUAAUACCAGAAUAUUUAAAAGCUGUGAUAAGUAAUGUUAGUACAGCUACUCAGGAAGACUUGUAAAUGCAUUGUCAAAUUAUUUUAUUGUAAAAUUGUUAUUAUAGAUCGGUGAGUCGUUUUUAUUUUCAAUUUAUUUGAAACCAAACUGAUUAGAUGAUAGGAAUUGAAAUGCCUUUUUCUAUAAUCUUGCUGAAAGUGCUUUUGCCUCUGUUUCAUUGGUAGAUACACUUAUUAAUCUUCAUAUAUCACUUUUAAUUUUUAAAAAAUUCCCCAAGGCCCUUCACCGAGGAAUUAGCAAACAAAUAUAAUACCAAGCCACAUAACCAGAUGUUACGGCAGAUGACCAAAAACAGCGAUGUUUUAAGGAGUGUUUCAAAGGAGGAAAGAGUAAUAGACUUUUCAAGAGAGAAUUUCCAGAGUUUCAGACCAAGGUAACAUGGCACUCAAUGGUGCAGCAAUUAAAGUCGGGGAUGGUUAAGAGAAUGAGAGGAGUGUUAUAAAUCAAUCAGGGCGUCCUUGUCUUCCAUAGUCCUUUACCUCAUACUUUGGUAUCAGUGACACAAAGCACAACCAAGAUGGCAGUUUCCACAGAGUGUGGUUACUCUUUAUUAGCAAACCAAAUCGUAGCAUAUGCACAUAAAAACAUAAAUUGCUGGAAAACCUCACCACUUCUGACAAUAUCUAUAGAGAGAAAACAGAGUUAAUGUUUCAGGUCCAGUGACUCUUCUUCAGAACCUUCUGUAAGUUCAUUUCUGAGUUCAAUUACAAGACAAAUUAUAGAGACAUAUACUAAAAUGCUUUUCAUCAUGACUUGACAGAAUUAUACAGAAAACAUCCUACGCCACAAAAAUAACAUCAGAAUGAUAAAAUGCCUUACAGUGCAGCUAACCUGGAAGUUUGUAGAUAGAGGUGAUUGGAGAGAUAGGUCCAGAAGAGAGAUUUCAAAAUAAGCAUGAGAGCUGUAAAAUUGAGGUAUAGUUUAAUCAGGAGACAAUGUAGGCUAUUGAGCACUACUGGUGCUGAUGGAUGGAAUUUGAUGCAAAUUAUGAUAUCAACAAUAGAGUUUUGGACAACCUCCAGGUUAGAAUGUAACAGACCAGACAAAAACGUGUUGGAAUACUCAAAUGUACUAUCUAUAUUUUCUGAUUGAUUAAUAUCAGUGGAAAUUUCAAUGUAUAUUGUAUAAAAUUGCAUUUAUAAUCGA